Messenger RNA from Poecilia latipinna (sailfin molly), 5971 nucleotides. It is a transcript of the gene sbno1, whose product is annotated as strawberry notch homolog 1 (Drosophila). Gene Ontology annotation, cellular component: nucleus. The coding region runs from base 338 to 4555 and encodes 1405 amino acids. The record is from RefSeq and is a predicted model, not a curated record. NCBI's taxonomy places the organism in Eukaryota, Metazoa, Chordata, Actinopteri, Cyprinodontiformes, Poeciliidae. The transcript has 33 exons. Gene Ontology annotation, molecular function: chromatin DNA binding; histone binding. Gene Ontology annotation, biological process: regulation of DNA-templated transcription.
CUAUCGGGACCUGUCAGGGUCACGUGACGUGGUAUUAGCUCGCUGACUCUGCUAUGUUUUUCGUUUGUUUCACUGUUUCAGAUAUGCGACGUUUCAUGCUUUUAUCGGUGUAUUGUCGUCGAGGGACGCCCCGCGGCCGCUUUAACACCCGUUUUCAACGACCUCCGACGAGCACUUUUGCCCUGAAAACAGCAGCCGUUGGCCUGCACGUCACGUGACCAGCAUGCGACGGAGCGUUUGAUAAAAAGAUGGCGUGAGCUCGAGCAGAGAGGACAAACAAGCACCCGAGCUGCAGAGAGCUGCCGACCGUGAGCCGCAGCUCCCGUAUUAAAGUAACAUGGAUCCUGGACAGGAUUUGCUCCUCGCUGCUUUAAGUGAGAGUGGAAUUUGCCCAAAUGAUCUCGGGCUCUUAGAUGUGGAUUCUCAGGAUGUUAUGCAGCCUUCUACAGCCCAGCAGUCCAUUUCCAUCAAUGCUCUGGAUGUUGGUGUCGGAGCAGAAUCGGUGGAAGUUGUUCGAUCUGAGCCUCAAACUGCAGUCCCAGUUGUUACAAUCAGACAGCAUAAACCUCAGCCAUCAACAACCACAUUUGUCUUAAAUCAACUGAAUCAGUUGCCGUCACUAGGGGCCACUGCUACCAAGCAGUCAGUCACCAACCCAAUCAAACAUACCAUAACAGUCACCAAGGUGGUCCAUGUUGCCAGUUCAGGACUGCGUGCUUCAGUAACCCCCCCACCCACAACUGUUCCUCCUUCAGUGUCCACACUAGUGCCUUCCAACAAAGAUCAGAUUCAGCUGAAAGACCUCCUUCGGCCCAACAAUGUGAAAACCACCAUUUUAAAGGGCAACAGUCUUAUGGAGCUGAUGAAACUUAAACCUCCACCUGACAUUGCUCCACCUGUGGCAACGGCUACAGCAACAGGCGCAGGUGAAAUAAACAAUGGAAUCAAGAAAGAAGUGUUAGGCAAAGAUGCUGCCAGGAUCUGGAUCAAAGACGACAUUAAAAUGCAAAACUUUUCAAAUACGCUGAAAGCUGCAGGCCUAAAAGAAGAGGAUGAACAUGAGGAGGAAGAAGAAGAAGAGCUGGGUCACGCAGAGACGUAUGCAGAGUACAUGCCUAUGAAAUUAAAGAUCGGGCUGAGGCAUCCGGAUCCUGUGGUGGAGACCAGCUCUCUGUCCAGCGUCAGCCCUCCAGAUGUUUGGUACAGACUGUCCAUCCCAGAGGAAGUCAUUGAUCGGGGCUGCUUGUCGGCACUGCAGUUAGAGGCGAUCACAUAUGCUGCUCAGCAACAUGAAACAUUCCUACCCAACGGCGACCGAGCUGCCUAUUUGAUUGGAGACGGAGCCGGUGUGGGGAAAGGCCGGACUAUCGCAGGGAUCAUUUAUGAGAACUACCUUCUGGGCAGAAAGAGAUCACUUUGGUUUAGUGUCUCUAAUGAUUUAAAAUAUGAUGCUGAGAGGGAUUUGAGGGACAUUGGCGCCAAGAAUAUCCAGGUCCAUUCACUAAACAAGUUUAAAUACGGCAAAAUCUCCUCCAAACACAAUGGGAGUGUGAAGAAAGGGGUGAUCUUCGCCACCUACUCGUCCUUGAUAGGAGAGAGCCAGUCAGGAGGGAAGUACAAGACCAGAUUCCAACAGCUUCUCCACUGGUGUGGGGAAGACUUUGAUGGAGUCAUUGUGUUUGAUGAAUGUCACAAAGCUAAAAACGUUUGUCCCAUCGGCUCCUCCAAGCCGACUAAGACCGGCCUCGCCGUUUUGGAGCUGCAGAACAAACUUCCCAAAGCUCGGGUUGUGUAUGCCAGCGCUACCGGAGCCUCUGAGCCACGAAACAUGGCAUACAUGAACCGGCUGGGAAUAUGGGGUCAUAAAACGCCGUUUAGAGAGUUUGGCAACUUUAUCCAAGCAGUUGAACGCAGAGGUGUUGGUGCCAUGGAAAUAGUUGCUAUGGACAUGAAACUCAGAGGGAUGUACAUCGCUAGACAGUUGAGUUUUACAGGCGUGACUUUCAAGAUUGAAGAAGUCCCUCUAACUCAGCAGUACGUCAACAUGUACAACAAGUCUGUGAGGCUGUGGGUUAGCGCACGUGAGAAGUUCCAACAGGCCGCCAAUCUGAUGGAAGCAGAGCAGCGCAUGAAGAAGUCCAUGUGGGGUCAGUUCUGGUCCGCCCAUCAGAGGUUCUUCAAAUAUCUCUGCAUUGCCUCCAAAGUCCGCCGGGUGGUCCAGUUAGCCAGAGAGGAAGUUCAGAACGGAAAGUGUGUGGUGAUUGGUCUGCAGUCCACUGGUGAGGCGAGAACACUGGAAGCCUUGGAGGAAGGAGGAGGAGAGCUCAACGACUUUGUGUCAACAGCAAAAGGUGUGCUGCAGUCCCUGAUAGAGAAGCACUUCCCAGCUCCAGACAGACAGAAGCUUUACAGCCUGCUAGGCAUCGACCUCUCUGCAAAAAAAACUCCCUCUCCUGCUGAGAAUGCAGCACAGCUGGAACAAAAGGGAAAGAAGAGGAAAGGUUCAGAGGCUAAAAAACAGCCUAAAAAGAAGCCUCGCAAGCAUGGGGGCCUGUCCGGUACGAGUUCAGAGGAGAGCGAGUCCGAGGAAUCGGACCGAGAGUCUGGGAAAGACAGCGACGACAGCUUCAAGUCUGUCAGCUCAGGAGACGAAGACGAUGAUUUCAAUCCAUUCAGAGACGAGUCUGACGAAGAUGAGGAGGACGAUCCUUGGCUAAUCAGAAAAGAGCCAAAGAAAGGGAAGAAGGAGAAGAAGAAGAAAAGGAGGAAGAGUAUUGAUCCGGAUUCGAUUCAAAGUGCCUUGUUAGCCUCGGGGCUGGGCUCCACCAGGCCCGGUUUCACCGCCUCAGUGAACCCCCCCCUCACUCCUGCUACCGUCAAGACAGAGAGCCAGGAAAGCUGCCUAACGAGUCAGGACUCGGUGGAACUUGCCCAGAAAAUGAAGAAACAGCUGCUAGAACAACUGGAGGGAUUGGCAGAAGAUCUGCCUCCCAACACUCUGGAUGAGCUGAUCGACGAGCUGGGAGGGCCGGAAAACGUGGCGGAGAUGACCGGUCGUAAAGGUCGCGUGGUCAGUAACGACGACGGCAGUAUCACCUACGAGUCCCGCUCUGAACUGGACGUCCCCGUAGAAAUCCUCAACCUGACUGAGAAACAGAGGUUCAUGGAUGGAGAAAAGAACAUAGCCAUCAUCUCGGAAGCGGCCAGCUCCGGUAUUUCCCUGCAAGCCGAUCGGCGUGUGAAGAACCAGAGGAGGAGAGUCCACAUGACCCUGGAGCUGCCGUGGAGCGCAGACAGAGCCAUACAGCAGUUUGGGCGAACACACAGAUCAAACCAGGUCACGGCUCCAGAGUAUGUCUUUCUCAUAUCAGAACUGGCAGGAGAGCAAAGAUUUGCAUCCAUUGUUGCCAAAAGACUGGAAAGCCUGGGGGCUCUCACUCACGGAGACCGACGGGCGACAGAAACUAGAGAUCUGAGCAGGUUCAACUUUGACAACAAGUACGGCAGAAACGCUCUGGAAAUCGUGAUGAAGUCGAUAGUAAAGCUCGACGCUCCGCUGGUGCCGCCGCCCUCAGACUUCAAAGGGGAUUUCUUCAGAGAGAUUCAGAGUGGGUUGAUAGGUGUGGGCCUCAUAAAUGUGGAGGACAGAUCUGGAGUGCUUACACUGGAUAAAGACUACAACAACAUAGGGAAAUUCCUGAACCGGAUAUUGGGCAUGGAGGUCCAGCAGCAAAAUGCCUUGUUCCAGUAUUUCUCUGACACUCUGGCAGCAGUGAUCCAGGAAGCCAAGAAGAAUGGCAGAUAUGACAUGGGCAUUCUGGAUCUCGGCUCGGGUGACGAGAAGGUGAAGAAGGCGGACUGUCGAAAGUUUCUGACGCCAGGCUACACUACAUCAGGACACGUAGAACUCUACACCGUCGGCGUGGAAAGAGGAAUGUCUUGGGAAGAAGCGACACACGCCUGGGCAGAGCAGAACGGCCCAGACGAUGGCUUCUAUGUCCAGAUGAGAAAUAACAGGAAAACAGCCAUCCUGGUGAAGGAAGUGAACACUAAGAAGAGGCUGUUCCUGGUCUACAGGCCAAACACUGGCAGACAAGUCAAACUGGAAACAUACGCCGACAUCAAAAAGAAGUUUAAGAAGGUUCUGUCAGAAGAUGCCAAGCAGCACUGGACUGACCAGUACCAGUCAUCAGCAAAAAUAUGCUCUCAUGCGUACUGGCGUGGCAACUGCAAGAAAGCCUCAGUUGGUCUGCUGUGUGAAAUCGGGCUGCGCUGCAGGACGUACUACGUUCUGUGUGGCUCUGUGCUCAGCGUGUGGAACGAACUGGAAGAAGUUCUUUCUCCAGUCAGCGGAAGCAACGUGAAGGUGCAGAUUGUCCGCCUGCGCACUGAAGACGGUCAGAGGAUAGUUGGGUUGAUCAUUCCAGCGAACUGCGUCUCUCCGUUGAUCAACAAGCUCUCGACCUCAGACCAGAGCCAGCAGCUGGCUGUGCAGGAGCAGCAGAAGAGGCAGCUGCUCCACCCUCAAAGUCUUACUCAUGUGCUCAACACAUAAUGAGGUGGUUUGAGCCCAGACUCCGCCCUGACUCUACGGUCCACUCAGGAGGCCUCCGGCUCCAGCCGUGUCUCGGUGCGCUGCAUGCUUCAGGGCUGCGCCUCUCACUGCUCCACCAUUGUCCCCUGAGGGCCCGAAGGCUGGCUGUGCCGACUGUUGGGACGUAAAACGGCAGUCAGUCGUUCUCCCAACCUGUUGACGCUGUUGUGUUGUACUCUGAUAUUCAGAGUGAGGUUAGUGAUCCGGUCCAGACACGCCGUGAAAACUCCAGUCUGUUCUGUUCAAAUUGGGCACUCAGCAAAAAACACCCAAACUUCCCGGGUCCAGGCUAAAGAUGAAUGAAACCAAACCACUAUACCUCUGAAAGUGAGAGGAUUCGUUUCUACGGCCGACUGAUAUUCAACCAUCGUCUGGAUAGUUAACAAAAACCCCUUAAAGAAGCAGAGGGAUAUUAUUUCUGACCAUUAUCUGCCAUUUGAUUCAGGUCACCUCAUUGGGACGAAUUUCUUUCCUGCUAUAAUCCUCACAAUCACAAAGAGACCAAAACUACAUUAUGGUGAGGGUCAGCUUGCAUUUCACAUAGACCAAUUUGUUUUUCUGUUUUCUGCAAACGGGUCUCAACUACUUCAGCAAGCUCUGUAGAUUUGUUUUUAUUUUGGAAUUCAUAACUUUUUCCUAGAAAAAACACAUUUAGUAAAACAAAGUCAGCUGUCGAACACAUCCAUACUGCGUUAGGAAGGACAGCGUUAGUAUUUACAUGAACCUCGUGUUAGUUCUUUUUCCUCCUUUAGCAAAGGAAGAAAAUCAUAAAGUCGUUACUGAAACAGGAAGUUCAGUGAGUUUUUAGUUGAAUUCAGUGUCUGAGUUUCAUUCUUCAUUUUUUGUAAGCAGUAUGAAGAAGUGAAAUAAAUGGUUUGAGAUCUAUAUAUAUCAUUUAGUGUUAAGUGGUAUACAUGUAACUUUUUUAAAGGCAUUUCUUCCCCUGCAUUUUUCUUUUUAAAUAUUGCCAUUCAUUUAUUAAAAGAUAAUAGUAAUAUCUGGGGUCCAGAAUGCAGUUUCUAUUCUUUGACAAAUAAGUUACUCAACGUCUAUCACUACAUUACUGCUAAUCAGUUAUUAAAUGUCAUUUAUUUUGCUUUAUUUGCUGUUCCAAAUAUUUUGCUACGCUGUGUGAAGCAAAGGUGAGGAAAUAAGUAAAUAUAGUCAGCCAAGGGAUUCUUAAAAAUAUGAAGAGACCCAGUCAUUAAACAUUGUUUUGCUUUUUACAAAUAAACAGCUCAGGGGUUUAUCUGUUUCAAAAAUAGUGUAUGUGAAAUGCCUGACCAGAUUUUUUUAUUUACCAUUUUUCAGUGAUCUUUAACUGGAUUUUGUGACGCCGUAUUAGGACUGUUAUAGAUGAAAAUAAAUAAAUUUCCA